AUGAUAACAACUACUCCGAAUAUAAUUGCAACAUGCAAACAGACCCGAUUCCAUUUCCUAGACGAUAGGCCUUCGCGUGAGGUGGACAUCCAAGGCCUCAACAUCACAGUCCACUCGCCACAACAAUCCUCAACUGAAACAACAGAAAAGAAACCCAAGGCCAAAUCAAAGUCAAAAGCAGACGGUCUCGAACUUAUUUCCAAUGCAGACUUGAAACUCAAAGCGGGCGUUCAUUAUGGUCUUGUAGGGAGGAAUGGAAGCGGAAAGUCUACCAUUCUUCGAGCAUUAGCAGAAAAGCUUAUACCUGGAGUUCCAUACUCGACUCGCAUUGCGAUUUUGCAGCAGACUGAUGCUGAGGUUGAGGAUAAUAAGAACCAUGAAAUUGACAGUCUUACAGAGUCAUUGAAAGAGCCCGGUUCUAUAUCGACGAGUCAAAAGACUGCUCUGGAGCAAGUGAGUUCAUGUGAUACGAUGAGGACUGAGGUACAAAGGAAAAUAAGCUUGCUAUCGAAUAGCGUGGAACAGGACGAUCCUCUUGCACCUGUCCUAACUAUCCGAAAAUUACGGCACAAGCAGUUGAUGGAGCAGCUGUUUCUGGCGCAGAAAAAUGCAAGUAUAAGAAGCGGUGCAAGAGGUUUACAGGCUAGAAAGGAGCUCAAGUCGAUUGAAAAUCGAGUUGCUUCAUCUACCGAGCUACUGCAACAAGAUACCGCAAGUAUAGAUGCACAGACUCUCCAGAGCGAUACGCAAGCUGCAAUUGACAUGUUACAAGAUCUCCAAUCUCAGUAUGAAACAAUGAAAGCCAUUGACGUCGAGAAACAAGCCCGAAAAAUCUUACUAGGUCUAGGAUUCAACGAAGACAUGCUCUCACGGCCAUUCAUGACAUUAUCAGGAGGCUGGCGUAUGCGAUGCAUGCUAGCCGGAAUCCUAAUACAAGAACCCGAUAUCAUGAUCCUCGACGAACCAACAAACUUCUUAGACCUACUCGGCGUAAUCUGGCUGGAGAAUUACCUGAAGCAAAUGCGACAGUCUGGACCAGGCACAACUUUAGUGCUGGUCUCUCACGACCGAGCAUUCAUCAACGCCGUCUGCGAAGAAAUCAUCAUCCUGCGAGAUCAAGCCCUAACCUAUUUCAAGGGUAAUCUAGCCGCUUAUGAGGAACACUUUGAAUUCCAGAAAUUAUAUUGGGGAAGGAUGAAAGAGGCUCAAGAAAAGCAAAUCGCGCAUAUGGAAGCUACUAUCCGCGAAACGACAAAAAUCGGCAAAAAGACGGGCGAUGAUAAUAAAUUGCGAAUGGCAAAGUCACGACAGAAGAAAAUCGACGAUCGGAUGGGAAUCCAGGUCAGCGCAACUGGCGGACACUUCAAGUUGAAUAGGGAUCAUGUAGGGUACCAUGAGACUCGACGCGCGGCAAUUGAAGUGCCCAAGGAUGAAAAGGGGGUUGCGAUUAGUUUACCAGACGCUCCGGAUCUGAGGUUUCCGGGUCCGUUGAUCUCUAUUGAGAAUGUUGCGUUUAGGUAUCAACGUACGAAGCCUGUUGUGCUUAACGAUAUCAGCUUGACAAUUCAUCUGGGAGAUCGGGUGGGUAUUAUGGGAUUGAAUGGGUGUGGCAAGUCUACAUUACUUCAAUUGCUGACUGGAGAGUUCACGGUGCCAUCUUCGGGGAAGGUUACACGCCAUCCACGACUGAAGAUCGGAUACUACGCUCAGAAUUCGGUGGGAGAUCUCCAAAAGGAAGGGCUUGCGGACCAGACCUUGACAGCACUGUCGUAUAUUCUGCGAGAUGCCAAUGGCCAACUCAACGAAGGAGAAGCGAGGGGCUUGCUAUCGUCGUUAGGACUCCCUGGGCGCGUAGCAUCUGAUGUACCUAUAUUCCGUUUAUCAGGUGGGCAAUUGGUACGACUGGCUCUUGCUAAAAUCCUACGGAACCUCCCUCAUCUCCUUGUCCUGGACGAAAUUACUACUCAUCUUGAUUUCCACACAGUCACAGCCCUUGCAUCUUCAUUGUCAACAUUCAGCGGUGCCAUUCUCAUCGUCUCGCACGAUCGUUUCCUCGUCCGAGCUGUCGUCGAAGGGAAACGAGAUGUGGAUGCGCCAUUAGACGAUGACUUCGAGGCCGAGUCUGAUGGAGAUAGCCAAGACGACUCCGAAACACCUAGAAGGAGGACUGUAUAUGUCUUGAAAGGCGGAAAACUGGUUGAACAGAGUGAUGGAGUAAAUCAGUUCGAGAAGAGUUUGGAGAAGAGGGUUGUUAAGAUGUUAGCUAGCUGA
Messenger RNA from Talaromyces stipitatus ATCC 10500, 2271 nucleotides. Its product is annotated as ABC ATPase, putative. The record is from RefSeq and is a predicted model, not a curated record. The transcript has 7 exons. Gene Ontology annotation, molecular function: ATP hydrolysis activity; ATP binding. NCBI's taxonomy places the organism in Eukaryota, Fungi, Ascomycota, Eurotiomycetes, Eurotiales, Trichocomaceae. Bases 1 to 2271 code for a protein of 756 amino acids.